Messenger RNA from Zootermopsis nevadensis, 3446 nucleotides. RefSeq names its product Rho GTPase-activating protein conundrum. Gene Ontology annotation, biological process: signal transduction; regulation of small GTPase mediated signal transduction; regulation of actin filament polymerization. Gene Ontology annotation, molecular function: GTPase activator activity. Gene Ontology annotation, cellular component: cytoplasm. The record is from RefSeq and is a predicted model, not a curated record. NCBI's taxonomy places the organism in Eukaryota, Metazoa, Arthropoda, Insecta, Blattodea, Termopsidae.
AACUGAAUUCGUUAGUCGAUUAAUAUAAAGUGAGUCUAUGUAAAUGUAACGAGUUGUGUGUAAAUCAUUCAGUCGCAGUUUGUAUGUUGCACCAACAAGCGUAGAUUUAAUAUAAAGCCGUUUAUUUUGAAAUUCCUGCUUAAAGAAUAGUGUACAUAUGGAUGAAAUGCUGUAAUUGCAGAGAUCAGUGACAUCGAUCGGCAAUCACUUGCGUCCUAAAGCAGCCGUGCGGGGUGUCAGAAUGGCCUCCUGCUGCAUCUCGUUUGACGGUGGACUUUAGACAAUUUACCAUCGACUUCUUUCAGACCCUGAACGCACUGUUAUGUUGAUACAAAUCUGUUAACAGAACUAAUCAGCAACACAGAUGCUGCACUUAGUAAAGGAAUAGUAGUGACAGAUGCUACACUAGUUGGACCCUCAGCAACUCCGUCCAUAUAACCAGAAGAAAUUACACUGUUGAUGCUAACAACCCAAGACUGACUUCAGAAUUCACAGAUAAAUAGCUAUGGAAACAGAUGUCAGUCAGGAUAUUGAAGAUUACUGGAAUGAAUAUAAAAUUCUCCAAGAAACGAAAUUAUUGGAUGUUUAUUUGGAUGAAGUUGAAGAUUAUGGGUCUCGAAGUUGUGAUGAGGGUGAGCAGGAAGUGGAAUGGCUUCGACUGGCAGGCUUACCCCAGCUGACAGCCCCUUAUGAGGAGGGACGUGAGCUGGCCGAGAGCGAGUUGGAUCCUGAACUGCGUCUCCUGCCGGCUCACCAUGCCGAGGCAGUGCGACGUCGAGUCAAGACACUCAACUUUACAGUGCGACAGAGGAGACGCCAGCAGCGCUCUCGGGCCCGCAAACCAGACAUCAGGGAUGUCUUCCGGGAUGUAGAAAAUUCAAGUACUGGCACAAGAUCCCGCAGUGCUACACCAGAUUCUCUAGACUUGGAUCAUACAGGUUCUGAAGAUGUGGGACCUCCUAGUCCUCCCUUACCAUGGCACAUCCCCAGAAGUACAAAUAUUUUUAACCCAGGGGCUGGACCACAGGUAUGGGGAGACAGUGCUGGCUCUCCAACUACAAGCUACAUUCCUUCAUCUAGUCCAAGAAGCCACACAGUUUUACUGGAGAGAGAUCAGUUGUAUAGCAGCUAUGCCAAAGAUCAAGUACGCAGACAGCCUAGUGGGUCAGCCAGUGCCUCAGAACUGUUUCGUCGUGUUGGUAACUGGGCUGGUGGAGGCAGCCGAGGUGAUGUUGCCUGUGACACUGAAGGUAUUCAAAUGGUGGGAUAUCAGCGUAUUGGUACCAUUCACUUACCUCGACCACGAGAAAGGAUACGUGCUGGUAGUGACCCCACUUCACCCACAUUUACCUCCAGUGGUGUUCCCUCUUCUAAGAUGGCUGCAGUGGCCCUUAUCAGUAACAGUGCUGCCAAGAUGACAGAUAGGAAUAACAAGUUCCUCAAGGAUCAUCAUGUUUCAAUUUCACGUAGUCACAGUAGUUUGUAUAGCCCUGACAAUGAGACUGAUGCGAUAAAUCAUCAGAGAGCAGCAGCGCGGGCUGUUCUGCAUCGUUCUGGUUCUCAGGGGCAUCUUGGGUUUGAAGAGGUUUCGCAGAGACUAUUAUUUCCCAGUCAUGAAAACAUCACCAACAUCCGAGUCGAGUCUGGAGUGUCUAUCUAUUCAGAUCCUAGUCUAGUUGGAAGAACUUGGAUAGAGUUUAUGGGAGACGGUGAUCUUCCAAAGCUGCAGCCACUGUUGCUUCUUGAGGCAACAGCUUUGUUAGAUAAUAAUGACAUUCCAUUCAGGAAGCGUAAGCCACCAAGAAGGAAUCGAAAAGUAGUAGGAAAUGUGUUUGGUGUUUCACUGGCAGUGCUGUUAGAACGGGACCAACUGAUGGGUGCAGAGAACUGUGAAGGUGUUCCUCUAAUCUUCCAGAAGGUACUGCUUCAUUUGGAGAGAUAUGGGCUACAGGAAGAAGGUAUUCUGCGUGUCGCAGGACUUCAGCAGAAGGUGGCAACACUGUGUGCAGAACUGGAGGCAGUAUUCUAUAGGAGGCCACUAGAGGAAGUAGACAGGCUUCUUCAGCAAGCAACUUGCCAUGAUGUAUCUUCUGUUCUGAAGCGCUUACUACGGGAUCUGCCCCAGCCACUUUUAUCUAUCGAGUACAUUGACAUGUUCUACCAAACCCAUGCUCUGUCAGAUGACACAACUCGAGCACAUGCACUCAACCUAUUAGUUCUUCUGUUGCCUCCGGAGUAUCGUAGCACUCUUCGUGCUGUCUUUGGAUUCCUUGCACGAGUAGUCCUGAACCAGAAGAAAAACAAGAUGUCUCUCCAUAAUGUUGCAAUGAUCAUAGCACCAUCACUGUUCAGCCCUCAAUAUGUCCAUCCUGCUGAUAAGGGGGACUUGAAAGCACAGGUUGAAGUGGCAGAAAUCUGCUGUCGGUUAACAGAGCAGAUGUUGGAGCUUGGAGAAGGGCUGUGGGUUGUUCCCGAGUCUCUUGUGAGACAGAUACGUCGUUCUAAUGAGGAAGAGCACUACAGGAGAGGUACAAAGGAGAACAGCAAACCCAUGAAACGACUACUGGGGAGAAGAACUGGUGCUCGCGAGCCUAUUACUCGUAAGAUCAAUAAUGAAGUUGAUUUUCAAGAUGGCAUUGUACGAGUGAAUGCCCCACAGUUUCAGUUAUUUGAUAUCCCAGUACGUUUAAUGGAAAAUAUUACAGCAGGAGAUGUUGUUUUAAGAAUUAUGGAAGAGGCCAGUAAGAUCUGUGAGAUGCCUGCAUCUGUAGGAUUGAAAGUGUCACAGCGUCCACAUUAUGACAUGAAGUCGCGUGCAUUGGCUGAGCUUGCUCCCAAUGGUAACCUCAGUUGCAUUCUUUCUACAAGCUGCCCAGAAGUGUCCUUGCAGACACAUUAUCUGUAUGAGGUUGGUGGAAAUAUUGGGCAGCGUCAAAUUGAGCACAACGCCAUCUUGUUGGCUGUUUACAAAGAGAAUCCAAAUGCCCAGUGGGUGCUUCGUUGUCACCAUCGUAAUUCUAACAAUGCGCCUGCUGCUUCAUGAUAGCGGGUUUCUGUCCAGAAUAAAAUUAUUGUGUUGUACAAAUGCCAAACCUACAGGCCAUAAUCUUAAAACAAGGAAAAGUAUAUUGUGUGUUCAUAAAAUGUGAACAAUAAAUAUUAAAAUGUUGUAAUUCCAAAUUCAUUAACUUUGUAAGUAUAAGCUAGACUUUUUGCAUGUAUUUUAUAAUCUGUAUUACCAGUCAUAGAAGUCAACUUUCUUGUAUAAUAAGAACCCAGUUAAUAUUAGUGAUUAAACAAUUGUUAAUAAGUUUUCUAAUCUAAUUUUUUGUCAGCGUAUUAUUAGGUUGAACUGUUAAUGGAUGGAGAAAAUACUCAUCAGCACAACAGAAUUGUGUAAUUACAUCAAAUAUUAUAAUAAACACUUUUAUUGUUGUAAAAUGUAA